This is a messenger RNA of Arachis duranensis, 417 nucleotides long. RefSeq lists its product as uncharacterized. The coding region runs from base 1 to 417 and encodes 138 amino acids. The transcript is spliced from 3 exons. The record is from RefSeq and is a predicted model, not a curated record. Lineage: Eukaryota; Viridiplantae; Streptophyta; Magnoliopsida; Fabales; Fabaceae.
AUGUCAGUACUGAUAAAUAGGUCACCAAUGAAGUCCUUCAGGAUGGAAAGGGGUUUAAGGCAAGGAGAUCAUUUGUCUCCGUUUCUCUUCAUUCUUGUUAUUGAUGUUCUGCACAAGAUAAUAGGAGAGGUAAUUCGGAAUGGGCGCAUUUCUCCAUUAUUGGUAGGGAGGGAUAAUAUAAAGUUGUCUCAUCUCCAAUUUGUGGAUGACAUUAUGUUAUUCUGCCCCCUGAAGAGGAAACUGUGCGAAACUAUAGGAGACUGGGAACAUCGGAUGUGUGGUGUUUUGAGGUGCAAGGCGACAGUACUAUCUGUGAAGUACCUUGGUAUCAAUCUAGGGGUGAAUUCGCGGCUUGUGAAAACAUGGAAACCAGUGAUUGAUAAGAAUGUUACGCUUCUGGUUACACCAUUCUGGUAG